CAGCAGUUCAGGAGGGACAGAGAUGGCUCAGCAAUCUGUAGCAGUCCUGCAUUACUCUACAGGACUGGAUAUUGUGAUCCUGAAGAUGACCACGUACAUCUUAUUUGCAUGAAUACUCUCUGCCUAAAAGGUGGUACCCAAAGGAAGUAACAUUCAUCCUGGUUUAACCACUUCCCUACCCCAAGGAACAUUCAGGGAAGACUCAGUUGAACCGCUGCAGCCAUGGCCCUACAGACCCAGCUGGAGAGCACAACUGAGAGGGACUGGAAUAAAGAGAAGAUGGAAUUACUGGAGCGUUUUGACAAUGAGAGGAAAGAGUGGGAAUGUCAAUGGAAAGUCAUGCAGAAGAAAAUAGAAGAGCUUUACCAGGAGGUAAAAUUAAGGCGUGAGAGCAAUAUGAAUGCAUUUGAGAAUAAGGCUAUUCAUUGCAAGGCACCACUACAGUCUCAUUCCCCCACUUCAGAAUGGAGUAAAACCCCAGAAAGCAACAGUUCUGCACCAGCCAAAGAAAGUUUGCCUAGCAAAGCAGAAAAGGAAAACAAGGACACAAGAAACAAGAGGAGAAAUCAUGUUUCUGCAAAAGAUCAUCUUGCCUCUGGGAGCUGCAAAGAAUCCAAAGAUUGCCCAGGCAUGAAAACAACCAAAAAUUACACUCAGGACCUCAAUAUUGCUCUUAAAGAACUUGCUAAAGUGAGUGAGGACCUGUGCAGCUACCAAGAAGAAAUCCGUAAGAAGUCGAACAACAGAAGAAAGAAGUUGUUUCCUGUCCUGGGAGAAUCUGAAGAAACAGAAGUCACACCAAUUAAAACCAAAGAGAUGAACCAUGUGCAUAAGAGUGAUCCACAACCAGCUUCAAUUUUAUUUGAAACAGAGGAACAAAAUAAUAAUAAGAAUUUGAUGGGCAACAACAGGAGCUUGAAGGAGAAUCCAUCCAGUGCUCUUGCUGGGCUGGAUAAAAGUGCCUUUCCCCCCUGGCAAACAAAAGAAGCACCUCCUGUUCCUCCUAGAAGCACUUCUCGGCAUUUGACAAGCUCUUUGUCCCACGUUUCUGAAGCAUUUGUCAAAGAUGUAGGGUACCAGAGCAGCUGUAAGAUCCAAGAUGAUCAGGAUGGAAAUGUAUUUAGUCAUCCCUUUUUGUCCAAGCAGUGUGAUGCUCCAGUGUCCCUGAGUGUUGCUAAUACCCCUGCAGGCACAGGACCCACAGAGAAGACAGAUCCAUCCCUUGAAUGCAAGUCUCUGUCAGGAUUAUGUCACAACACAUGGUCCUGUGAUGCAAGCAGGGUUGGGAGUUGUGCUCAGAAUGACUCUUCCCCACACUCUGUCCAGAAAAGCUGUUCUGAUGGGAACAUGGGGCCUUCAAAACAGCAUCCUCAAUUGCAAAACAGUGUACAUUAUGCCAGGGACAUUUACACCCCUGCAUGUGACACCCUAGGGGAUUCUGGAUAUGGAACUGGAAAAACUCAGCGCAAUGAAACGCUGGAAGCAAAAAUUGAUGAGUUCAACAGAACUGUGUUUCAUACAGAUAAAGGUCAAAAGUGCCUGCAACCGAACCAGAUGCUUUCAGUACCACCUGGGGAUCCCAAACCUCAUUGUCUCCUGCAAGAUGGACAGCCCUGCAGAACACAAAAUGAAGAGUCAGCAGGUGUUCUGAAUCCCAGACUGUCUUCCAAGAAAGAAGAAAAACCAUGCAAACCCAGCAAAAAUGUCAAAACAGGGCAACAAAGGCAACUGAAUGGGCUUCUCAGCGGCUACCAUCAUAUGCUUCAUGAGCAUGACUGGAGGCCAAGUAAUUUGUCUGGUCGCCCACGAUCAGCUGAUUCUCGGUCCAACUAUGGUGUUGUUGAAAAGCUUCUGAAGAACUAUGAGAGAUCGGCCUCCUUGUGGAACUCAAAGUUCCAUCAAGAGCAGUGGGUGCCAUCAAAAGCUGAAUUUACUGAGGGUGGCUGUGAAAAAUUGAGCCAUUAUUUUGAAAUGCUUCAGACUGACCAAGAAAAGCAGGAGCUGCAGAAGACUUCAGUCAAGCCCAUUGGACUUUACACCAAAUAUGGCAAGGAGAAACAGAGAUUUCCUGAGGUCGAUGUGCCAGCAAAACAGUCAAAUGGAAAAGGCUUCUCUCGGCCAGCUCGACCAGCAAACAGACGUUUACCUUCCAGAUGGGCCUCCAGGUCACCCUCAGCACCACCUGUAGUGAAAGGAACAACUCAGAAUGAACUCUCUUGAACUUCUGUUGAGGUGCAUUUGGUAGUGCUGCAAAUGCACUAUAUCUCCUCUGAACUCUCUUUUCUAUGUUCCUGACAAGAACCAAUUGUAUGUUGGUCAAUAAUACCCUGGUGUUUUUGACUUGCAGGAAAAACAGUUUUGAUCCUUAGGUCAUUGUUACAGUCUUCAGUGUUUUUAUAAAUUAGAAAAGGAUGACUCCUCCCAACCCCAAUAUGUUUUUUGUGCAUGUACAUAUAUACAUAUAUUUUGUUAAUGCUCGUAGCAUUUUUCCUUUGAAUAACACAUGCCAAUAUUCAUCUCCCCAAACUUUUUUCCUAUUUUUAAAUAACAUAAAUGUUCUUUAUAUUCUGACCUUUCCCGCAAACAGCAGGAAAAAAAUGCUGUAUGCAUGAUCAUGUGUUUAUAGAUGCAUGUGUUGGAAUAGGAUGUAUAUCAGUCUGUAUUUAGAAGAGGCAAAUUCAAUACUAGUGUUGACACUGAAAUUAUAACAUAUGCCUAUAUACAUGCAUAAACACACACUGUUGUGGUUUAUUCGAAGGUUUGAAAAUAUAUAGCUCUGGUAAUAAUUAUAUUUUGUAUAUCUUUUACAGGUUUCACUGGUCUAGUAUUUGAUAUACAAAGACUAACAUAGGCAUUUUUGGGGGGAACUAUGAUAGAUAAAAGGCAUUUGCACCUAUGUACCAAAAGCUUAGUGGGCUGAUUCCAUAUUCAAGCUUGAUAUUUUCUCUUUCUUUGUUCAUUACUCUAAACUUUACAAUGCUAGGUCCAACAAACUGGACAUAAUUUUUUUGAAUUAAAUAUUUACAAUUUA
Molecule: messenger RNA, 3031 nt
Organism: Sceloporus undulatus (fence lizard)
Lineage: Eukaryota; Metazoa; Chordata; Lepidosauria; Squamata; Phrynosomatidae
Product: KIAA0408 ortholog
Exons: 6
Coding region: 223-2220 (665 amino acids)
Source: RefSeq, a predicted model, not a curated record